Molecule: messenger RNA, 1290 nt
Organism: Striga hermonthica
Lineage: Eukaryota; Viridiplantae; Streptophyta; Magnoliopsida; Lamiales; Orobanchaceae
Source: the annotation of a GenBank genome assembly
AUGCAAUCCGUCGGUGCUUCAGAUCUGAAAUCGCUCAUCCCGGCGACCCACCCGGGUCCCGGACGUGUCAGCCCGAUCCGGCUGUCCGUUCGCUGCGCCUCUCGCUACAACUCGGCCAACGGCAACGCCAGCGUCGCUUCGGCCGGCGGCCUGAACCUCGGCCAAGUCGGCCGCGCCCGACACGAGUGGCAGAGCGCGUGCGCCAUACUCGCGAGCAAGGUGUCGUCCCAGGAGCAGGAGAUCGAGAAGUCCUCCUCCGAGGGAAUGUCCGCCGUCAACGGCUGCCCGUCCCUCGACCUAGUCCCCGUAAGCGACCAGUCCCGAUCCCCCGCCCCGCUCCCUAAGCCGCUGACCAUCACCGACCUGUCCCCGGCGCCGAUGCACGGCGCGAGCCUCCGGGUGGCGUACCAGGGCGUCCCGGGCGCGUACAGCGAAGCGGCCGCCGGUAAAGCCUACCCGGACUGCGAGGCCAUCCCCUGCGAUCAGUUCGAGGUCGCGUUUCAGGCGGUGGAGCUCUGGAUCGCAGAUCGGGCCGUUCUGCCUGUGGAGAACUCGCUCGGCGGCUCGAUCCACCGCAACUACGACCUCCUCCUCCGCCACCGCCUCCACAUCGUGGGUGAGGUGCAGCUCCCUGUCCACCACUGCCUCCUCGCCCUCCCCGGCGUCCGGAAGGAGUACCUCACCCGCGUCAUCAGCCACCCGCAGGCCCUCUCCCAGUGCGAGAAUACCCUGACCAAGCUCGGACUCUCGGUUGCCCGAGAGGCGGUGGACGACACCGCCGGCGCCGCGGAGUACAUCGCGGCGAACGGCCUACGCGACACGGCAGCGAUCGCGUCGUCACGCGCGGCCGAGCUGUACGGCCUGGAGGUCCUUGCGGACGGGAUCCAGGACGACUCGGGGAACGUGACCCGGUUCGUGAUGCUGGCGCGCGAGCCGGUGAUCCCCCGGACGGACCGGCCGUUCAAGACGAGCAUCGUGUUCGCGCACGACAAGGGGACGAGCGUGCUGUUCAAGGUCCUGUCGGCGUUCGCGUUCAGGAACAUAAGCCUCACCAAGAUCGAGUCGCGGCCGCACCGGAACUGCCCGAUCCGGCUGGUGGACGACGCCAACGUGGGGACGGCGAAGCACUUCGAAUACAUGUUCUAUGUCGACUUCGAGGCGUCGAUGGCGGACGUUAGGGCGCAGAAUGCGCUGGCCGAGGUGCAGGAGUUCACCUCCUUCCUUAGGGUUUUGGGGAGUUACCCCAUGGAUAUGACGCCAUGGACGCCGUCGGCCUCCGGCGGGGAUUAG